AUGGCUGGUUCAAUCGCUGACAACGCUACCUUAUACAAUGAGAAGAAGAAGGCUUUCACUUAUGUACCACCAACACCUCCGGCUGAACUCAUCGAGUCUACAUCUUACACGUUAGACUUUACAGCUAGAAAAUUUAUAAUUGUCGGUAUCGAUCCAACAGAACAACUUCAAACAGUUGUUCUUUUAUUAACAUCGUCACGUUAUGUGAAAAUUAGUACAAAUUUUAUAAGAUGGAUAUUCUCGCUUAUGGGUAACGUACUAUUUUUUAUAUUAGACACGCCACAAAAUUAUAAGCGAACCAUAUUUCUCGAAACCGAUUCUUAUAAAAUAUCGAGUAUGGUGUAUAGCGGUUCAAACGUUCUAGUAAUUGAAUCUAAGACUGAAGACGGAUGUAGAGUUUUAUUAAACCGUAUAGAUUUAAUAAAACUCCAAGAAUUAGAAUGGUGUAUUACUGUUAGUAUUAAAGAAAAAGAAGCGAACAUAAAACCUAAAAUUAUUAAACAAAUUAAUAAUUAUUGCGAGUAUUUGAGGGAAAAAUGCUUGCAAUCGGAUUCACCACCCAACAAUUUGAGGGAAAUGGAAAUUUUCAUUCGGAACGUUGAAGUCAGGCAGAGUAUGGACACACCUAACCUCAGUCAAAUUAAAAUGUUUGCGACUACACAAUUGGCGGAACUUUGUGUAGCUCAUCGGAACGCACGAAACUCAGAAGUGCCAUAUGACAAGAAUUUCAAAAGGUUGUCAUCUUUGUCACCUAACUUUUCAACAAUAAUGGAUGAAACGGCUAAAUUGUAUGAAGACAUUGAUGCAUGUGAUGAAAUCAAUCCGUUGGAGGAUGAUAAUUUAGUUAAGUAUGAGUAUUCACCGAUAUCACCAAACUAUUCUCCAGACAACAAUAUAUCAAUUAAACAGGAAGUUGCCACUACAUCUAUUCUAGUUAAGGUAAUUUAUAUAAUAUCUGUCUUCAAAUAA
This is a messenger RNA of Rhopalosiphum maidis (corn leaf aphid), 969 nucleotides long. RefSeq lists its product as uncharacterized. The record is from RefSeq and is a predicted model, not a curated record. The transcript has 3 exons. The coding region runs from base 1 to 969 and encodes 322 amino acids. NCBI's taxonomy places the organism in Eukaryota, Metazoa, Arthropoda, Insecta, Hemiptera, Aphididae.